AUGCUGGUAAUCAGAAACACUGCAGAGAAGGAACUAAUCCUCUUUGAUGAAAAUGUAAAAUGUACAAGCAGUUUGAGGACAAUUGCUAAUAUGCUUGAUAAUGGAGGAGUCUGUGGAAUUCCCACUGACACUGUCUAUGCCCUGGCAGCUUCCUGCAAGCACCCAGAAGCUAUCAACAGGAUUUACUCCAUCAAGGAACGUCCAUCGGAAAAGCCUAUCUGUAUCUGCAUUUCCAACCUUGACCAGCUGAGGGUCAUCAAUCCCCCGUUCAGCCCCUUGCUGUGGAACUUCAUGGAUCUUGUAUACCCUGGAGGCAUAAGCUGCAUAGUACAGAAAGGAGAAUGGCUUAAAAAAUUAGGUGUCGGUCCUGCCUAUGAAACAGUCGGAACUAAUGACUCUAUCAUGAUAAGGGUCCCAGACCACACAGUCACCGCUCAUCUCACAGACAUGACUGGGCCUUUAGCUAUCACGUCAGCCAAUCCAAGUGGAGAAAGUGAUAGCACCCAUCAUGAUAUGGUGAUAACCCGACUGAGUGAUAAGCUGGAUGCAGUUCUAUGUGAUGGAUACUCCAAUGAGCUUGUGGGGUCCACAGUUGUAAAUUGCACCAAAAUAAAUGAAGGCAUCAUUAAAAUCCUGCGUGAGGGCUGUGUGCCAACCACUAAGAUUAUGCAACUAUUUGAGCGAGCCAAGAACACUCCGGGGGUUUUGUAG
Messenger RNA from Xenopus laevis (African clawed frog), 711 nucleotides. Its product is annotated as threonylcarbamoyl-AMP synthase-like. Lineage: Eukaryota; Metazoa; Chordata; Amphibia; Anura; Pipidae. The record is from RefSeq and is a predicted model, not a curated record. Bases 1 to 711 code for a protein of 236 amino acids. The transcript has 5 exons.